AAUAGAAAUAUUUUUGAUACAGCAAAUGGAAAACCUUGAAGGAGUCGAGGGAUAAUGUUUUUGCCCUAAAUAAUUAAACACCUAAAAGUCGUCGUCACCGAGGCCAACAUAUUCAAUAGCCCUCGGGCACAAGACCGUAGUGUUGACAUCUGCACAACGAAGCUGUUGAUUCAAAUACAGAUGAGGUGAGGGUGAGGGGAAAGAAGUACAGAAUUUCAAGGUGAAAUGGAAGACGACGCCAUCAGACAGUCACUGUUAAAUACUCCAGAACCCUCUCAGGGACGUCCCUUUACCCCUCCUUCCCUCCUCGUACGUUUGUAUGUUGGACACUUCUUGGCCAGAUGGGGUGCCAGAAUGUGGGAGUUCUCUGUAGGUUUGUAUAUGAUCAAGGUUUGGCCAGACUCUCUACUGCUUGCUGCUGGCUAUGGUGCAGUGGAAUGUGCCUCUACUGCCUUAUUUGGUCCUAUUGUUGGACAAUGGGUCGAUAGAUUGACGAAUCUUAAGGUUCUCCAAUUGUGGGUGUUAUCACAGAAUCUCUCUUAUAUUUUUGCUGGAGGAAGUGUGAUUGGGUUACUAGUCCACUUAAGCUUGAAGACAACAAAUUUCACGGCAUUCAUCUCACUUGUUGUGUUGACAAAUGUUGCUGGGGCUGUUGGCGCGCUUUCUGUGCUUGCUGGAACCAUCUUGAUUGAAAGAGAAUGGUUGGUGGUAAUUUCAGAAGGUCAUUCUGCUGGAGUGCUGACAAAGAUGAAUUCAGUUAUCAGACGGAUUGAUUUAAUCUGCAAACUGUUUGCUCCUGUGCUGACUGGCUUCAUUAUCAGUUUUGUAUCCCUAAAAGCAUCUGCUAUGACAUUGGUACUAUGGAAUGCUGUAACUGUUUGGCUGGAAUAUUGGCUUCUAAUAUCUGUGUAUAAUGGAAUUCCGGCCCUAAAGGAAAACAGCCAAAAGAGGAUCUCAAGGUUUUCACGGAGUGAACCAGAAGGGAGAACUUCUAUUUCUCAGCAGGCAGGGAGCUUGCCUUCUUCUGAUGGAAGCAGUGCAGAAUCGGUGGAAAACAAAUGGAAAAACAAAAUAUUUGCACAAGUUUUAGAAUUCCCUUUUGUUGGUCAGUGGAGGGUGUACUUGCUGCAAGAUGUGGUCCUUCCUGGAAUAGCUCUGGGUUUGUUGUAUUUUACAGUCCUCAGCUUUGGAACUUUGAUGACAGCUACCUUAGAAUGGGAAGGCAUACCUACAUACAUUAUUGGCAUUGCUCGUGGAAUAAGUGCAACUAUUGGUGUAUCUUCCACAUUUAUUUAUCCAAUCUUACAAGCUCGUAUUGCAACACUUCGAACAGGACUUUGGUCUGUUUGGUUGCAGUGGACCUUCCUCUUGAUAUGUGUUGCUUCAAUAUGGGUUCCAAACAGCAUUUUAUCCGCAUAUAUGCUGAUGGCUGGUGUGGCAACAUCUCGCUUGGGACUGUGGAUGUUUGACUUAUCAGUCAUUCAGCAAAUGCAGGAUCUUGUUCCAGAGACAGAUCGUUGUGUUGUGGGAGGUGUGCAGAACUCACUUCAGUCUAUUUUAGAUCUGAUGGCAUAUGUCAUGGGAAUUAUCAUAUCGAACCCACAGGAUUUCUGGAAGCUGACGUUGUUGUCCUUUUCUGCGGUAACAUUGGCUGGCGUACUCUACAGUGUACAUAUCUACUGCAUCCGAAAGCACCUAUUUCACUUUGAGAAGCUGCAUCUGUUAGUUCAUUGGUUUAUCAGAAGAUCUUAAGAUUCAUAUUAAUUGUCAAGUCUUGAUAUUUCUGUCCAUCAUAAUGCUUGAGUUUUCGGAAGGGAGAAUCAUUUGUGCGGCAAUGAAGAAGAUCAGACAGUUCUUUGAAUAAGUUGCUGAUAGGCCAGGUUUUAUUUGAAAUGAAGAGCAGGGGCGCUGUAGCAUAAUUCCUUGAAGGGCACACGCAGCCAAGCCCUUAAGCCAAGGUACAUACAAUAUCUUUCAACAAAAGGCACAAGAGGAGAGAAUUCCUUGCUUUCAAUAUGUGACAAAUGGAAGCAGUACAACUUAAUUUGUAAAUAAUAACACGAGGGUUGAGCCCAUAACAUAUAAACUCCUAGAGCUGCAAGUGAGUCGAGCCAUUCAUGUUUGCUCAAUAAUGACUCGUUUGGGAUUGUUGUUAAGAUAAAUAAGUUUAGCUUGAGACUUGUUUAAUAGACUUACAAGUUAGAUAGUCAAGUAAAUUCAUUAAUUUUUCUUGCA
Malania oleifera is the source of this 2235-nucleotide messenger RNA. Its product is annotated as solute carrier family 40 member 2-like. Gene Ontology annotation, molecular function: iron ion transmembrane transporter activity. The record is from RefSeq and is a predicted model, not a curated record. Gene Ontology annotation, cellular component: membrane. Gene Ontology annotation, biological process: iron ion transmembrane transport. NCBI's taxonomy places the organism in Eukaryota, Viridiplantae, Streptophyta, Magnoliopsida, Santalales, Ximeniaceae. The transcript is spliced from 8 exons. The coding region runs from base 226 to 1752 and encodes 508 amino acids.